Molecule: messenger RNA, 960 nt
Organism: Penicillium odoratum
Lineage: Eukaryota; Fungi; Ascomycota; Eurotiomycetes; Eurotiales; Aspergillaceae
Gene: sec13
Product: GTPase-activating protein SEC13
Exons: 6
Coding region: 1-960 (319 amino acids)
Biological process (GO): protein import into nucleus; positive regulation of TOR signaling; COPII-coated vesicle budding
Cellular component (GO): COPII vesicle coat; nuclear pore outer ring
Molecular function (GO): protein binding; structural molecule activity
Source: RefSeq, a predicted model, not a curated record
AUGGCGGCCGCCCAGGUAAUCACGAAUUCCGGGCAUGAAGACAUGAUUCACGAUGCCGGUCUGGACUACUAUGGCCGUAGAUUGGCGACUUGCUCGUCUGAUAAAACGAUAAAGAUCUUCGAGAUUGAGGGGGAAUCGCACCGCUUGGUCGAAACUCUUAAGGGCCAUGAAGGCGCGGUCUGGUGUGUUGCUUGGGCACACCCCAAAUUCGGCACAAUCCUGGCCUCCUCAUCAUACGAUGGAAAGGUCUUGAUCUGGCGAGAGCAGCCCCAGAAUGCGACCUCUCCCGCUGGUGGAAGCACAUGGACCAAGGUCUUCGAUUUCUCCCUCCACACCGCUUCUGUGAAUAUGGUAUCUUGGGCUCCUCAUGAGAGUGGCUGUCUCCUUGCCUGUGCUUCUUCUGAUGGCCAGGCAAGUGUUCUCGAAUUCCGCGACAACAACUGGACCCACCAGACUUUCCAUGCUCACGGCAUGGGUGUUAACUCCAUCAGCUGGGCUCCCGCAGCUUUUGCUGGCAGCUUGAUCAGCGCCAACCCAGGACCGGGCCAACAGAGACGAUUUGUGACUGGAGGAAGCGAUAACCUGGUUAAGAUUUGGGACUACAAGUACAUCUCCUUCCCGCCACUUCUGGUCAACCCUGAAUCCAAAUCCUACAACCCCAUUCAAACCUUGGAGGGCCACUCAGACUGGGUCCGUGAUGUGGCCUGGUCACCAAGCAUUUUGUCUAAGUCCUACAUCGCCUCAGCUUCGCAAGAUAAGACCGUUCGCAUCUGGACCUCGGACGUUUCCAGCCCUGGUCAGUGGACCAGCCAAACCCUUGAAUUCGACACCGUACUGUGGCGUGUCAGCUGGAGCCUCAGCGGCAACAUCCUGGCAGUUAGUGGCGGUGACAACAAGGUCAGCUUGUGGAAGGAGAACCUCAAGGGCCAGUGGGAGAAAGUCAAGGACAUUGAAGAGUAG